This is a messenger RNA of Rhinolophus ferrumequinum (greater horseshoe bat), 3233 nucleotides long. It is a transcript of the gene MYPOP, whose product is annotated as Myb related transcription factor, partner of profilin. The transcript is spliced from 2 exons. The coding region runs from base 824 to 2014 and encodes 396 amino acids. Gene Ontology annotation, biological process: regulation of transcription by RNA polymerase II. The record is from RefSeq and is a predicted model, not a curated record. NCBI's taxonomy places the organism in Eukaryota, Metazoa, Chordata, Mammalia, Chiroptera, Rhinolophidae. Gene Ontology annotation, molecular function: DNA-binding transcription factor activity, RNA polymerase II-specific; RNA polymerase II cis-regulatory region sequence-specific DNA binding. Gene Ontology annotation, cellular component: nucleus.
GAAGCCCGAGCCCUGACCGACGGGCAGGCGGGUGCUGCGGCGGCGCCGGUGAGUGACCCGCGGCCCGAGUUGGUCCCCACCCUCUGCGACCCUCACUCUUUCAGGAGUCCCGCAUAGCCUGCAUUUCCUCUCCUAAUCCCAGACUCCCAUUACCCCCAGAACUCCCUGUAAUUUCUGCCGAUCCGCAGAGCCCCCACAAUCCCCGCAGACCCUAAUAUUUAGGGUCUAGAAGUGCCCACCUCACCAUUAUUCCUGCACGUCCCCUCUGAAGACCUUUUCUCAUAACGGUCUUACAGAGGUCCCACUGCCCCAGAACCCCCAGAGCGCUCCUCAGCUCCAGAUCCUUCCCCCUUCUUGCUGCAUCUCCCCUUCAGCAUCUCCUUAUCCCCGUCACCCCCAGGUUUCUUCGACCCCCGAGACACUCCCAUUCCCCAUCAUUUCCCAUUCUUCUCUGUCCCCAUUCUUCUGUAACUCCUGCAGACAUCCCCUCUUUUUCCUGGUUUCCCUCCACCCCUUCAGACCCUCCCCCAAUUUCCAUCAACUCUUCCGCGUGGCACUUUGCGCCGCGGAAGGCACUGAGGUGGUUAGGCACAGCGGAUGACAGUUAUUAUUAGGCACUCGGACUGCCCCACGCAGCCUGUCGCCCCCGUCCGCCCUCCGCCCCCAUCCCCGGCCCCCGGGACUUAAGAGCCGGCGUCGCGGCAGCCGGGGUGGGGCGGGCGGCGCGGGGACGCCGAGCCCCCGCCAGCGCCGUGCGCCCUGUGCCCACAGCGCCGGCGCCCCCCAUGCGCCAGGCGACCGGACGGCGGCGUCGGGGGGCGCCAUGGCCUCGGCGGCGGCGGGCGAAGCGGAAGAGACCACCCGGCUGCGCAAGCCGCGCUUCUCGUUCGAAGAAAACCAGAUCUUGAUUCGGGAGGUGCGCGCCCACUACCCGCAGCUCUACGGCGCGCAGAGCCGUCGGGUGAGCGUGGCGGAGCGGCGGCGUGUGUGGGACAGCAUCGCCACCAAGAUCAACGGCAUCACCAGUUGGAAGCGCACUGGCCAAGAGGUACAAAAGCGCUGGAACGACUUCAAGCGCCGCACCAAGGAGAAGCUGGCCCGCGUGCCGCACUCCACGCAGGGCGCCGGGCCUGCCGCCGAGGACGCCUUCUCCGCUGAGGAGGAGACCAUUUUUGCCAUCCUCGGGCCGGGUGUGGCGGGGCCGGGAGCUGGUGGAGGGGCGGAGCAACCCCCCGCGGCUGCCUCCUCAAAGCCACCGGCCCCAAGUGCCUGUGCCCAACGCUAUGUGUUGUCCGAGGACCGCAGGGAAGACCGACGGGCAGAGACACUGGCCCACAGCAAGGCAGUCUCCAGCAGCCCAGAGCCCUGGGCCCGGCCCUCCUGCAAUCCCCAGGAAGGGGGCUGCCCACCACCCAAGGAGCGUGAGUCCUCGCCCCCUCCAGCCCUGCAGACCGUCCAGCUGCCCCGUCUGGCCUUGUCUCCACCGCCCCCGGCCCCUCCACCCCCACCACCCCAGCAGGUCCAAGUGGCACCCUCAUGCCCCAGCCCCCCACCCCCUCCAUUACCUCCACCCAUGCCUUCGGCCUCAGACCCCUCCCUGGACUUCCUUCGGGCACAGCAGGAGACUGCCAACGCCAUCCGGGAGCUGGCUGGCACCCUGCGGCAGGGACUAACCAAACUGAGCGAGGCCCUCAGUGCCUUGCUACCCCUUCUGCCGGGAACCCCAGUCGACCCGCUGCCCCCACCUCUGCCCCCACCCCCACCUCCACCCCCCAGGCCCAUCCUGCCUCCACCCACCCCCAAGGUGGAGAUCACCCCAGAGCCUGUGUCGGUGAUGGCUGCUGUAGUGGACCGCGCCAUGGUGGCAGCCAGGGGGGUGAUCAUCGCCCCAAGGAGUGAGGAGGGGACUCCCCGGCCACCCCCAGUCCCCUUUCUUCCCCAUGACUCCCCGCCACACAAGAGGAGGAAAGGUUUUCCUACACGGAAGAGGCGGGGGCGAUGGAAAUCUCCGUGACUCUGCCAUUGGGUUCCGAGCUUGUCUUUGCUCCUUCUGUCUGCACCUCCGCUCCCAGCUUAGCCCAGCAGAGGAGGGCCACGCACCUUCCCCAUGCCAGCUGCACCCUGGCUUCCUGCUGCAGGGCGUGAGCACCCCACUCCCUGUACUAGUUAGUGCCUGAUUCGCAGGGCGGCCUUGUUGAUGGGCCCCCCAGCCCUUUCUCCAGUACAGCGCUGUCUGCCUGGCUGCUUCCCUUAACCCUGACUUCUAAGCCAUCAAUUUUAUGUUAUUUAUUAUCGCCCUUUGUGGGUUGUGGAGGGAAUCUGGUGGGUCUGUACAUACCCCGUUCCCUAACCACUCUUGAUCUUGAAGAGAAUUGACUUGUGGGGGCCUCCUCACCUUCCCAACCCAGACUUUGGAGGGAGUGGGGGUUGCGAGACAAAUCAGAAUAUGGAUGACAAUGAGGAUACAGCAGUCUGGACCCUAGGGAAGGGGGGUCAGGUUCUCAUUGGGGAGGUGUAGGUUGGGCCCUCUGCCUCCCAUUGCAGUCUCUGACCUCCAGAGCUCAACCCCCUCCUUUCUCAGUGGUGACAAGAUAUCAAUAAACUUAUUUUUAAUACAAUUACUCUGGGCUCUGGCUGAGACAGGCCUGGGAUUCCAGCACCUACACCUUCCCCACCCCUCCAUGGGCAGGUGACACCCCUUGAAAUUGGAGGCUGGUGGUUUUCCAGCCUUUUUUUUUCCUUCUUCUUUAAAACCAUCAAGUGGUGUUCAAAUCUUAUUCCUACUUACUCAUCCUUCAGAUACCACCGAAAUGUCAUCUCCAGGAAAAUAUCCUGGAUUCCCUCCCCAGGCUAGGAUGGGUCUGCUUCUUAGAUUCUCUGUGUUCUGGGGUUCUUUUUCAUAAUGUCCCCAAAUAAAGAAGUGCCUUUGUUUAAGGCAUGUUUCCUCCAUAGUUCAUGAAGGCAGGGGCUGGUUCUCUUAACUCCCAAACGUGCUUCAGGGCCUGGAGCAAAGUAGAUAAUCAGCACCCUAGACUCAGAACUGGCUCAGCCCCUCGUGCUGCCCUUGCCAGCUGUGACCACAGGCCUCUAUUUCCCUCAUCUGCAAAGGGGGCAUGUUUUGGUUUAGGAGUCUACUCUUACAACUAGUUUCUAUUUAUCUUUUCAGUUCUCAGUUCAAAUGUCACCUCCUCAGGAAAACCUUUACUGAUACACACACACACACACACACACAC